Molecule: messenger RNA, 4613 nt
Organism: Mesocricetus auratus (golden hamster)
Lineage: Eukaryota; Metazoa; Chordata; Mammalia; Rodentia; Cricetidae
Exons: 1
Biological process (GO): virion assembly; DNA integration; proteolysis
Molecular function (GO): zinc ion binding; nucleic acid binding; aspartic-type endopeptidase activity
Source: RefSeq, a predicted model, not a curated record
CUAUGGCAAGCCGCCUCAGGGGGCGACGAGAACAGGCCCCUGCGGACUCCACCGCCCUGCCUCUGCGUACCGGCCCGGACGGCCAGCUGCAGUACUGGCCGUUCUCCGCCUCCGAUCUCUAUAAUUGGAAAAACAAUAAUCCUCCUUUUUCUAAAGAUCCCUUGCAAUUGAUCUCCCUUUUAGAAUCAGUCCUAGUGACUCAUCAACCCACCUGGGACGAUUGCCAACAGCUUUUACAGGUGCUACUGACCACUGAGGAGAAGCAGCGGGUCCUCCUCGAGGCGGGGAAGAAUGUGAGGGGAGCGGACGGACAGCCUACCCAGCUCCCUAAUGAGAUCGAUGCGGCCUUUCCCUUAACCAGGCCGGAAUGGGAUUUUGCUACUGAGGCAGGUAGGACCCAUCUUCGUCUCUACCGCCAGUUGCUCAUAGCAGGUCUCCGGGGGGCAGCUCGGCGCCCCACCAAUUUGGCUCAGGUAAAACAGGUUUUGCAGCGAGCAGAGGAAACGCCCGCCGCGUUCCUCGAGAGAUUGAAGGAGGCAUACCGCAUGUAUACGCCUUACGAUCCGGAGGACCCAGGACAAGCCACUGGUCUUGCCAUGGCGUUUAUCUGGCAGUCCGCCCCAGAUAUCCGUAAUAAGUUACAGAGGCUGGACAAUUUACAGGGGUAUACGGUCCCUGAUUUGCUAAAGGAGGCAGAGAAGGUAUUCAAUAAUAGAGAGAGCCAGGAAGAGAGAGAAGAGCGUUGGAGAAGAGAAAACAUUGAGAGGGAGGAAAGGCAGCGAAAGGAGAUGGAAGAGAGAGAAAAUGCCAGGGAUAAAAGGAGACAGAGGGAGCUUUCACGGUUGAUGGCCACUGUAGUGUCAGGACAGAGACAGCGGCAGGAUAGACAAGGAGGAGAUCGAAGAGGACCCAGGGUAGAUAAAGAUCAGUGUGCCUACUGCAAAGAACGGGGACAUUGGGCUCGGGAGUGCCCAAAGAAGCAAAAUUGGAACAGAAAUACAAGACCCCAGGCCUCAACUUCUCUCCUAAACCUAGAAGACUAGGGGAGUCGAGGCCAGGAGCCCCCCCCCGAGCCGCGGCUAACCCUACACGUUGGGGGGCACCCCGUCACCUUCCUGGUGGAUACAGGGGCACAGCACUCCGUUUUGACCAGGUCUCCUGGCACGUUGAGCGGCCGCACGGCCUGGGUCCAGGGAGCCACAGGAGGGAAGACCUACCGCUGGACCACCGACCGGCAAGUGCAACUAGCGACUGGCAAGGUAACCCACUCCUUCCUCCAUGUCCCAGACUGUCCAUACCCAUUACUGGGUAGGGACUUAUUAACUAAACUAAAGGCUCAGAUACAUUUUGAAAAGACUGGGGUCAGCAUCACUGACCCGUCGGGAAAGCCGUUGCAUGAAGAUGAAUAUAGACUACAUGAACGAAGCAAAAAGGCCCCAACCGAUAUGGAGGGAUGGCUACUCAAGUACCCCCAAGCAUGGGCAGAGACCGGGGGCAUGGGUCUCGCCGAUAGCCAGCCACCCAUAAUUGUGUCCCUGAAAGCGAACGCCAUCCCAAUCGCCGUAAAGCAGUACCCAAUGUCCAAGGAAGCCAGAGAAGGCAUAGCUCCUCACAUCAAUAGACUGUUGGAUCAAGGGAUCCUCGUACCCUGUAAGUCCCCCUGGAACACCCCUCUAUUACCUGUCAGAAAACCAGGAACGGGGGACUACAGACCAGUCCAGGACCUCCGAGAGGUUAAUAAACGGGUUGAAGAUCUACACCCCACAGUGCCCAACCCCUACAACCUCCUUAGUGGGCUAUCGCCUACCCACGUCUGGUAUACGGUCCUGGACCUCAAGGAUGCCUUCUUUUGCUUGAGGCUACACCCCAACAGCCAGUUGUUAUUUGCCUUUGAAUGGAGAGACCCAGCUCGGGGAAUCUCCGGUCAGCUGACCUGGACAAGGCUACCCCAAGGGUUUAAGAACAGCCCCACUCUCUUUGACGAGGCACUGCACCGGGAUCUAGCCGUUUUUCGGGUCCAGCACCCCUCUCUGAUUCUGCUCCAGUACGUAGAUGAUUUGCUGCUGGCGGCUACGUCAGAGGAAGACUGUCGCCGGGGUACCGAGACCCUACUCCAGGUCUUGGGGAGUCUGGGGUACCGGGCGUCGGCCAAAAAAGCCCAGCUCUGUUUAAAACAAGUGACCUAUCUGGGCUACAAAAUAAGGGAGGGGCAGAGGUGGCUAACUGAGGCCAGAAAGCGAACCAUUCUGAACAUUCCCGCCCCAAGAACCCCCCGUCAAUUACGGGAAUUCCUGGGGACCGCAGGGUUCUGCCGCCUCUGGAUCCCGGGUUUCGCUGAGUUGGCCGCUCCCCUCUAUCCCCUCACGCGGACCGGUAUCCCCUAUAACUGGGGAACGGACCAGCAGCAGGCCUUUGAGAAUAUCAAACAGGCCCUCCUACACUCCCCGGCCCUGGGACUGCCCGACUUGCUGAAGCCCUUCGAGUUAUACGUUGACGAAAGACAGGGCUACGCGAAGGGGGUGUUAACCCAGAAGCUGGGACCAUGGAGGAGGCCGGUGGCCUAUUUAUCCAAGAAACUGGACUCAGUGGCCGCAGGAUGGCCACCCUGCCUCCGGAUGGUAGCGGCGAUAGCAAUUCUGGUUAAAGAUUCUGGCAAACUGACUAUGGGUCAACCCCUUACCAUUCUGGCCCCGCAUGCUGUUGAAGCAAUCAUCCGGCAACCUCCGGACAGAUGGCUCACCAAUGCGAGAAUGACUCAUUACCAAACCUUACUAUUAGAUACCGACCGAAUCCGGUAUGGGGCCCCGGUGGCCUUAAAUCCGGCCACCCUCCUACCUCUCCCUGGCACCCCCGAACACCAUGACUGUCAGCAGAUUCUGGCCGAGGUACAUGGCACUCGCCCAGACCUCUCAGACUUGCCCCUCCCCAACCCUGAACACGUCUGGUACACGGACGGGAGCAGCUUCGUGGAGCACGGAGAGCGGCGGGCCGGAGCGGCGGUGACCACGGAAGAUCAGGUAAUAUGGUCCCAAGCUCUACCUGCAGGAACCUCCGCUCAGAAAGCGGAGCUCGUAGCUCUGACCCAGGCUCUAAGACUGGCGGAGGGAAGGAGAUUGACGGUGUAUACCGACAGCAGAUAUGCCUUCGCCACGGCCCACAUCCAUGGCGAAAUAUACAGAAGGAGAGGUUUACUUACUUCGGAGGGAAAAGAGAUUAAAAAUAAAAAAGAAAUACUAGCCUUGCUACAGGCCAUCCAUCUGCCGCGAGCUCUCAGUAUCAUCCAUUGCCCGGGGCACCAGAAAGGGGACACUCCAGUUGCAAGAGGCAACAGGAUGGCUGACUGGGCAGCGAGGGCGGCCGCCACCGAGGGAAAACGGGUCGAAGUCCUAUCGGUUGACUCUAGACCUCAUCAUGAUGACUCCCGAUGGGAAUACACGGAACAAGAUGUCAAGGCUCUGCGCUCCCUGGGAGCACGGGAAGAUCUAAAAACUGGGAAAUGGAUGUACCAAGGAAAGGUAGUGUUGCCCUACGAAAUGGGCCGCCAUUUGAUCUCCUGGCUGCAUCGCCUCACGCAUCUCAGCUACCAGAAAAUGAAAAAGCUUCUGGAACGGGAGGAAGAGGUCUACUUCUUUCUACAGAAGAACGAUCUUCUCAAAGAAAUCACCGAACGUUGUGACGCCUGCGCCAGGGUGAAUGCUUCUAAAAUCAAGCUGCCUCCGGGUAUAAGAACCAGAGGUCACAGGCCCGGCACUCACUGGGAAGUAGACUUUACUGAAAUAAAACCGGGCAAGUAUGGAUAUAAAUAUCUACUGGUUUUUGUAGAUACCUUUUCAGGAUGGCCGGAGGCAUUCCCGACAAGACACGAGACUGCCGCUGUGGUGGCCAAGAAGCUAUUGGAAGAAAUCUUCCCCCGAUAUGGGAUGCCUCAGGUAGUAGGGUCAGAUAAUGGUCCCGCCUUCAUCUCCCAGGUAAGCAGAACAGUGGCCACCUUGUUGGGGAUUGAUUGGAAACUACAUUGUGCAUACAGACCCCAGAGCUCAGGACAGGUAGAGAGAAUGAACAGAACGAUUAAGGAGACCUUAACCAAAUUAACGCUUGCAACUGGCACUAGAGACUGGGUCCUCCUGCUACCACUUGCCCUGUAUCGGGCUAGGAACACGCCCGGACCACAUGGGUUAACCCCAUUUGAGAUCCUGUUUGGGGCCCCGGUGCCUAUUGUUAAUUUCUUAGGCCCCGAUGUUUCUGACUAUGCUAAUACCCCUUCUCUACAAGCCCAUCUACAGUCCCUCCAGCUGGUCCAGAAGGAGGUGUGGGAACCUCUAGCCCAGGCGUACCGGGACCAAAGAGACAAUCCGGUCGUGCCCCAUCCGUAUCAGAUCGGAGACGCUGUCUGGGUCAGACGCCAUCAGACCAAAAACCUCGAACCUCGCUGGAAGGGACCAUAUUUGGUUCUGUUGACCACCCCUACCUCGGUAAAGGUUGACGGGAUUGCUGCUUGGAUCCACGCGAGCCACGUCAAGCCAGUCCGAUCAAACGACCCUCAGCCACAAGGAACAUGGACAGCCCAUCGCACCCAGAACCCUCUAAAGAUAAGACUCUCCCGAGUUGUUUAA